CGCUUCUCUCUCUCCGUAAGUCUGUCUCCUGAGCCUUGCCCAAAAAGGACACAAUGCUUCAAGGAAGGACUGUGAGAUGCUGCCUUUUGCUGAUGCUCUUGACUAUCCUGCCUACACGGCCUGCAUUGGAAGACACCAAUGUGGCCCUCGCCGGAGAAGCUUCACAAUCCAGUACCUACAGCUCGCUAGGAGCAGCUGGAAAUGCCAUUGACGGGUCCACAGCCAGUGAUUUUAACCAGGGAUCCUGCACCCACACAGAUUCUGAAAGGAAUCCAUGGUGGAUGGUAGACUUGAAGGCACAAUAUCAAGUACUCCGUGUCACCAUCACCAAUCGGAAAGACUGCUGUGCUCAGCGUCUCAAUGGGGCUGAAAUCCGAGUUGGGGACUCCGCAGAGAGAGGAGGCACCACAAAUCCUAGAUGUGCUACAAUAAGUUCUUUGGGUGCUGGGGAAACAGAAACUUUUUACUGUGAAUCAUCGAAGGGCCAGUUUGUGACAGUUACCCUACCUGGGAAGGAAUACCUCACGCUUUGUGAAGUCCAGGUGUUUGGAUGUAAGAUAGAGUCCCCUGACACCAAUGUGGCCCUCGCCGGAGAAGCUUCACAAUCCAGUACCUACAGCUCGCUAGGAGUAGCUGGAAAUGCCAUUGACGGGUCCACAUCCAGUAAUUUUAACCAGGGAUCCUGCACCCACACAAAUUCUGAAAAUAAUCCAUGGUGGAUGGUAGACUUGAAGGCACAGUAUCAAGUACUCCAUGUCACCAUCACCAAUCGGAAAGACUGCUGUGCUCAGCGUCUUAAUGGGGCCGAAAUCCGAGUUGGGGACUCUGCAGAGAGAGGAGGAACCACAAAUCCUAGAUGUGCUACAAUAGGUUCUUUGGGUGCUGGGAAAACAGACAGCUUUAACUGUGAAGCAUCAAAAGGGCGGUAUGUCACUGUUACCCUACCUAGGAAAGAAUACCUCACGCUUUGUGAAGUCCAGGUGUUUGGACGGAAGAUAGAGUCCCCUGACACCAAUGUGGCCCUCGCCGGAGAAGCUUCACAAUCCAGUACCUACAACUCACUAGGAGCAGCUGGAAAUGCCAUUGACGGGUCCACAUCCAGUAAUUUUAACCAGGGAUCCUGCACCCACACAAAUUCUGAAAAUAAUCCAUGGUGGAUGGUAGACUUGAAGGCACAAUAUCAUGUACUCCGUGUCACCAUCACCAAUCGGAAAGACUGCUGUGCUCAGCGUCUCAAUGGGGCUGAAAUCCGAAUUGGGGACUCCGCAGAGAGAGGAGGGACCACAAAUCCUAGAUGUGCUACAAUAGGUUCUUUGGGUGCUGGGGAAACAGAAACUUUUUACUGUGAAUCACCGAAGGGCCAGUUUGUGACAGUUACCCUACCUGGGAAAGAAUACCUCACGCUUUGUGAAGUCCAGGUGUUUGGAUGUAAGAUAGAGUCCCCUGACACCAAUGUGGCCCUCGCCGGAGAAGCUUCACAAUCCAGUACCUACAGCUCGCUAGGAGCAGCUGGAAAUGCCAUUGACGGGUCCACAGCCAGUAAUUUUAACCAGGGAUCCUGCACCCACACAAAUUCUGAAAAUAAUCCAUGGUGGAUGGUAGACUUGAAGGCACAGUAUCAAGUACUCCGUGUCACCAUCACCAAUCGGAAAGACUGCUGUGCUCAGCGUCUCAAUGGGGCCGAAAUCCGAGUUGGGGACUCUGCAGAGAGAGGAGGCACCACAAAUCCUAGAUGUGCUACAAUAGGUUCUUUGGGUGCUGGGGAAACAGACAGCUUUAACUGUGAAGCAUCAAAAGGGCGGUAUGUCACUGUUACCCUGCCUAGGAAAGAAUACCUCACGCUUUGUGAAGUCCAGGUGUUUGGACGGAAGAUAGAGUCCCCUGGAGAUGAAGAGGGGACCGCAUCUGGAAUGGAAGAAGCAUAAGGACAGCCUGUGUGAAAAGGAAGAAAUAUAAUUUCAAAGUAAGUUCA
Molecule: messenger RNA, 1972 nt
Organism: Podarcis muralis (Common wall lizard)
Lineage: Eukaryota; Metazoa; Chordata; Lepidosauria; Squamata; Lacertidae
Source: RefSeq, a predicted model, not a curated record